AUGGGUUGUAGUCCAUCAAAAGAAGGAAAUGGAUCAUUUUCAUCCACAUCGACAUCAUUCAUUCAUGGUAGUGAAUCUCACCCAGAAUACGAUAUGCUUUUAAAAAUAUUAGUAAUUGGUGAUUCUGGUGUUGGUAAAUCAUGUAUGUUAUUACGUUUUGCUGAUAAUAGGUUCACUGAUUCUUAUAUUUCAACAAUUGGUGUUGAUUUCUGUAUUCGUACGAUUGAAUUAGAUGGUAAAAAGAUAAAGUUACAAAUUUGGGAUACUGCAGGACAAGAAAGAUUCAAGACUAUUACAACAAGUUAUUAUCGUGGAGCACAUGGUUUAAUUAUUGUAUAUGAUAUCACAUCAAUGGACUCUUUUAAUAGCAUAAAGAGAUGGUUAAUCGAUGUUGAUAGAUUCGCAAGUCCAUCAGUUUUAAAAUUAAUAGUUGGUAAUAAAUGUGAUCUCAAUUCAAAGAGAGCCGUUGAUUUUAAGAUUGCAAAGAAAUUUGCAGAUGAAUUAAAUAUACCAAUAAUGGAAACUAGCGCAAAAGAAUCAACUGCAAUUGAUGAAGCAUUCAUUAAAUUAGCUUCUGACAUUAAAAAGAGUACUCCACAAAAAUAA
This is a messenger RNA of Dictyostelium discoideum AX4, 606 nucleotides long. It is a transcript of the gene rab1C, whose product is annotated as Rab GTPase. The transcript is spliced from 3 exons. Lineage: Eukaryota; Evosea; Eumycetozoa; Dictyosteliales; Dictyosteliaceae. The record is from RefSeq and is a predicted model, not a curated record. The coding region runs from base 1 to 606 and encodes 201 amino acids.